This is a messenger RNA of Mercurialis annua (annual mercury), 2378 nucleotides long. Its product is annotated as calcium-dependent protein kinase 28-like. Gene Ontology annotation, cellular component: nucleus; cytoplasm. Gene Ontology annotation, biological process: intracellular signal transduction; peptidyl-serine phosphorylation; protein autophosphorylation. The record is from RefSeq and is a predicted model, not a curated record. Gene Ontology annotation, molecular function: calcium/calmodulin-dependent protein kinase activity; calmodulin binding; calcium-dependent protein serine/threonine kinase activity. The transcript has 12 exons. The coding region runs from base 271 to 1989 and encodes 572 amino acids. NCBI's taxonomy places the organism in Eukaryota, Viridiplantae, Streptophyta, Magnoliopsida, Malpighiales, Euphorbiaceae.
CUAUCUGUCAAAAAGAAAUUAAAAAAAAAAAAACAGCACAAAAACAAAGAAACUCUCUUUUGACCAUCACCACCCUCCCCCCUCCUUCUCCUCUUCUUCCUCAUCCCUUCUCCUCCAUAAUCACCAUUAUUUAAUUAAUCUGAUCAAACAUUUUACACUUCUUUAUAUAUAUAUUUUAAUUCAACUCCAAAUUUAUUGCCUUUUUGACAUUUCUUCUUCUUAAGACACAUUUAUAUUGAUCAUUUUCUCCUCUGUUGGCGAAUUAAUCAAAUGGGUGGUUGUUUUUCUUCCAUCAAAGUCAGUGGUUCCAACAGCAAUAACACCACCACCACCACCACCGCCAUGAUGGGCCAGAAUCAUCGCCGGAAAGAAGCCACCGGGGGCAACCCACAAACGACGAGAGCAGCCACGACAGCGAUUAGAACAGCAAGAGCAAGAACAGGAACGAAGACAAAUAAUGAGAAUGAAACUAAUAAGAGUAGACAGCAGCAACAAAUUAAGGUUAAAGAGAAGCAGAGUUCUAGAAGACCAGGUGGGGUGAUCCCAUGUGGGAAGCGUACGGAUUUUGGAUAUUCUAAGGAUUUUGAUAAAAGAUACUCAAUUGGGAAAUUGUUGGGUCAUGGUCAAUUUGGGUAUACCUAUGUUGCUACUGAUAAGUCUAAUGGAGAUCGUGUUGCUGUUAAGAAGAUUGAGAAAAAUAAGAUGGUUCUUCCAAUUGCUGUUGAGGAUGUUAAGAGAGAGGUCAAGAUUUUGAGAGAACUUGCUGGCCAUGAAAACGUUGUUCAGUUCUAUGACGCCUUUGAUGAUGAUUCUUAUGUAUAUAUAGUAAUGGAGUUAUGUGAGGGUGGGGAAUUGCUGGACCGAAUUUUGGCGAAGAAGGACAGCCGUUAUACUGAGAAAGAUGCAGCAGUAGUUGUACGCCAGAUGCUUAAAGUUUCAGCUGAAUGCCAUUUACAUGGUUUGGUGCACCGUGACAUGAAACCAGAGAAUUUUCUUUUCAAGUCAACAAAGGAGGAUUCUUCUCUUAAGGCCACAGACUUUGGCUUGUCAGACUUUAUUAAACCAGGGAAAAAGUUUCAAGAUAUUGUUGGCAGCGCUUAUUAUGUAGCCCCUGAAGUUUUAAAGCGCAAAUCUGGACCUGAAUCAGAUGUCUGGAGUAUCGGUGUUAUUACCUAUAUUUUGUUGUGUGGGAGGCGCCCUUUCUGGGAUAAGACUGAGGAUGGUAUAUUCAAAGAGGUCUUAAGGAACAAACCUGAUUUCCGGCGCAAACCAUGGCCAAGCAUAAGCAGUAGUGCCAAAGAUUUUGUAAAGAAGUUAUUGGUUAAGGAUCCUCGGGCUAGACUGACUGCUGCUCAGGCUCUAUCACAUCCAUGGGUCAGAGAAGGAGGUGAUGCAUCCGAAAUACCUAUUGACAUAUCUGUUCUGAACAAUAUGCGACAAUUUGUGAAAUAUAGUCGUUUGAAACAGUUUGCUCUGAGGGCAUUGGCGAGCACACUUGACGAUGAAGAGAUUUCUGAUCUUCGAGAUCAAUUUGAUGCGAUAGAUGUAGACAAAAAUGGUUCUAUCAGUCUUGAAGAGAUGAGACAGGCACUCGCUAAAGAUCUUCCUUGGAAAUUGAAAGACUCCCGUGUCCUUGAGAUUCUUCAAGCGAUUGACAGUAACACCGAUGGACUCGUUGAUUUUACGGAGUUUGUUGCUGCUGCUCUACAUGUGCAUCAACUGGAGGAACACAAUUCUGAGAAGUGGCAGCAUCGUUCUCAGGCUGCUUUUGAAAAAUUUGAUAUAGAUAAAGAUGGUUAUAUAACAACAGAAGAACUAAGAAUGCACACAUGCUUAAAAGGAUCCAUUGAUCCACUUCUUGAGGAAGCCGACAUUGAUAAAGAUGGUAAAAUAAGCCUUUCAGAAUUCCGUAGACUUCUAAGAACUGCAAGUAUUAGUGGACGAAACGCACCAAGCCCAUCUGGACAAAAAGUUUCUCGGAAAAUAUAGAGCAGAUAUCGCGUUUUGAAGAUCAAGACAAGUGAGAGUUGCAGAAGCGGAAAUCUUUUCAUCAAAAGUUCCGCGUCAGGUUUCAAUACAGAGUGAAUGUAUAAACUGUAGCUCUCUCCAUUGCCAUCCCAUGUAUUUGAGUGUUUGAGUGGUAGGUUUAAUCUUCCAUAUGAUGUAUGCUAAGAGGAUGUGUUGUUAUAUACGGAGCAGUGGCGGUGUUGGUUCGAUAUGGAGGAUGGCUCUGGGUGUGGUGGUCAUACUAUUGUACAUUCGUUUUGGAGUGGGAGGGAGUUUCUUUGCUGUGCCCGUUGUAUUGUAAUAUCUAAUCACAAAUAAAUACCAAUAAAUGUUUGGUGUUUUAGAAAUCAAAAUGUGUUCCUUUGUUCUAA